This is a messenger RNA of Racocetra persica, 494 nucleotides long. The record is from the annotation of a GenBank genome assembly. Lineage: Eukaryota; Fungi; Glomeromycota; Glomeromycetes; Diversisporales; Gigasporaceae.
UCAAAAGCGGAGAUGAAGUAAAAGAAGACAAAAAAUCAACAUUGGACGAAAAAGAAAAUAAAGAUCAUACAAUUAUUUUAUCUAAAGGGUUAAUGUCAGAAGAAGAACAGUACAGAGGCGCAGUGAAUAAUGAGAUAUAUUUGGCAUAUUUUAGGAAUGCGGGUGGAUUUUUAUUGAUACCCAUUCUUAUUUUUGUGCUUAUUAUAGCAGAAGGAGCAAAUAUUGGUGUUUAUUGCGCAUGGGGAGUCGUUGAGGGAAUUUUUGGUAUUUUGUAUGGAAUCGUACUUUCCUACGGUGGUGUUAAAGCAGCUAAGAGAUUGCAUGAUAAUGCAAUCAAACGUGUAUUGAGAGCGCCAGCAAAUUUUUUUGAUACCACUCCUCUAGGAAGAAUUAUUAAUCGUAAAGACGUCGACGCAUGUGAUAAUCUAUUAUCUGAAUCAUAUCGAAUGUUUUUUAUGAGUAUUUCAAACAUUAUUGGAACUUUUAUACUAAUC